AUGCCGGGCCCCGCCAUCGGUAUCGAUCUGGGUACCACCUACUCAUGCGUUGGUAUCUUCCGAGAUGACCGCAUUGAGAUCAUCGCCAAUGACCAGGGAAACCGCACCACCCCGUCCUUCGUGGCUUUCACCGACACCGAGCGUCUCAUCGGUGAUGCCGCGAAGAACCAGGUUGCCAUGAAUCCCACCAACACCGUCUUCGAUGCGAAGCGACUCAUCGGCCGCAAGUUCGCGGACGCGGAGGUCCAGGCCGACAUGAAGCAUUUCCCCUUCAAGAUCAUCGACAAGGCCUCCAAGCCCGUCAUCUCCGUGGAGUUCAAGGGCGAGGACAAGACCUUCACUCCCGAGGAGAUCUCCGCCAUGAUCCUCACCAAGAUGAGGGAAACUGCCGAAUCCUACCUCGGUGGCACCGUCAACGAUGCCGUUGUCACCGUCCCGGCCUACUUCAAUGACUCGCAGCGUCAAGCAACCAAGGACGCUGGUCUCAUUGCCGGUCUCAACGUCCUCCGUAUCAUCAACGAGCCCACUGCCGCCGCCAUCGCCUAUGGUCUGGACAAGAAGACCGUCGGUGAGCGCAACGUCCUCAUCUUCGAUUUGGGUGGUGGUACCUUCGAUGUCUCGCUCCUGACCAUCGAGGAGGGUAUCUUCGAAGUCAAGUCGACCGCCGGUGAUACUCACUUGGGUGGUGAGGACUUCGACAACCGUCUGGUCAACCACUUCGUAAAUGAGUUCAAACGCAAGCACAAGAAGGAUCUGACCUCCAAUGCCCGUGCCCUACGACGUCUCCGCACCGCAUGCGAGCGUGCGAAGCGCACUCUCUCAUCCUCCGCCCAGACCUCCAUCGAGAUCGACUCGCUCUACGAAGGCAUCGACUUCUACACCUCCAUCACCCGUGCUCGCUUCGAGGAGCUGUGCCAGGACCUCUUCCGCUCCACCAUGGAGCCCGUCGAGCGUGUCCUCCGCGACGCUAAGAUCGACAAGUCCACCGUCCACGAGAUCGUCCUCGUCGGUGGAUCCACCCGUAUCCCCCGCAUCCAGAAACUCGUCUCCGACUUCUUCAACGGCAAGGAGCCCAACAAGUCCAUCAAUCCCGAUGAAGCCGUUGCCUAUGGUGCCGCUGUCCAGGCCGCCAUUCUCUCCGGCGACCAAUCAUCCAAGUCCACCAACGAGAUCCUCCUGCUCGACGUCGCACCGCUCUCUGUCGGUAUCGAGACCGCUGGUGGUGUCAUGACCCCGCUCAUCAAGCGCAACACCACCAUCCCUACCAAGAAGUCCGAGGUGUUUUCCACCUUCUCUGACAACCAGCCCGGUGUCCUCAUCCAGGUCUACGAGGGUGAGCGUGCGCGCACCAAGGACAACAACCUCCUCGGUAAGUUCGAGCUCACCGGCAUCCCCCCGGCGCCGCGUGGAGUCCCCCAGAUCGAGGUCACCUUCGACGUCGACGCCAAUGGCAUCAUGAACGUCUCCGCGCUCGAGAAGGGUACCGGCAAGACCAACAAGAUCGUCAUCACCAACGACAAGGGCCGCCUGUCUAAGGAGGAGAUCGAGCGCAUGCUGUCCGAGGCCGAGAAGUAUAAGGCCGAGGACGAGGCCGAAGCCGCCCGCAUCGGCGCCAAGAACGGCCUCGAGUCGUACGCCUACAACCUCCGCAACACUGUCUCGGACCCCAAGGUCGACGAGAAGCUGGACGCCGCCGACAAGGAGAAGCUCAAGUCCGAGGUCGACUCCGUCGUCGCCUGGUUGGACGACAACCAGACCGCCACCAAAGAGGAGUACGAGGACAAGCAGAAGGAGCUCGAGGGCAUCGCCAACCCCAUCAUGAUGAAGUUCUACCAGGGCGCCGGCGGCGCUGAGGGCAUGCCCGGCAUGGGCGGCAUGCCCGGCGGUCCCGGCGGCUUCCCUGGUGCGGGCGGCCCGGCUCCGGGCGCGGGUGGCGAUGACGGCCCGACCGUCGAGGAGGUCGAUUAG
Messenger RNA from Eremomyces bilateralis CBS 781.70, 1968 nucleotides. Its product is annotated as heat shock 70 kDa protein. The record is from RefSeq and is a predicted model, not a curated record. Gene Ontology annotation, molecular function: ATP binding; heat shock protein binding; ATP hydrolysis activity. Gene Ontology annotation, biological process: protein refolding; vesicle-mediated transport; cellular response to unfolded protein. NCBI's taxonomy places the organism in Eukaryota, Fungi, Ascomycota, Dothideomycetes, Eremomycetales, Eremomycetaceae. Bases 1 to 1968 code for a protein of 655 amino acids. The transcript is spliced from 2 exons. Gene Ontology annotation, cellular component: plasma membrane; nucleus; cytoplasm.